This is a messenger RNA of Haliotis rufescens (red abalone), 9640 nucleotides long. RefSeq names its product serine/threonine-protein phosphatase 6 regulatory subunit 3-like. The transcript is spliced from 27 exons. Gene Ontology annotation, molecular function: protein phosphatase binding; protein phosphatase regulator activity. Gene Ontology annotation, cellular component: cytosol; nucleus. The record is from RefSeq and is a predicted model, not a curated record. Bases 323 to 3202 code for a protein of 959 amino acids. NCBI's taxonomy places the organism in Eukaryota, Metazoa, Mollusca, Gastropoda, Lepetellida, Haliotidae.
UUUCGUUUUCAGUGGACGCCAUAUUGGAAGUGUCUGGUAUUUCCCGCCUAAAGGCAGAACUUUUUCAAUUUACACCGUAAAUUGAUAAAUUGGCGUUGUGACAUUUGAUCAUAUGAUCAGAAAUAUAUCAAUGUAACUACUACUGAAUGUAGCUCGUCUUCCAUCACGCGCCUUCAUUGCGAUGGUGCCCUUUUUGACGUUGGAUUGUUGACCCUUCCUGCAUCGACGCAAUCAUGAACAGAUAGGAUCAUUGCUGCUAACUAAUUCAACUAACUACAACUUACAUAAAACCUUAGACUGCGGACAUCUCUAAGAAUCAACCAUGUUCUGGAAGUUCAAUAUAUUGACUUCCUCUCACAUUGACUCGCUGCUUGACAAGGAGGAUGUUACAUUGCGAGAGCUUAUGGAUGAAGAUGAUAUCCUACAAGAAUGCAAAGCUCAGAACAGAAAGCUCAUCGAAUUCAUCAUCCAGCCAGAGAACAUGGAGGAGAUGGUGCAGCUCAUCACAAAAGAUCCCCCUGACGAUGUGGACGAGAAAAUGAGAUUCAAGCCCGACACAUUGUGUUUCAGAUACCCGAACACAGCCUGCGAGGUGCUGACAUCCGAUGUUACCCAAAUAAAUGACAAGUUGGCCGGGGAUGAAGCACUCAUAGAUAAACUUUAUGGUUUUCUUGAGGGGGAGAAACCGCUAAACCCAUUGCUCGCUAGCUUUUUCAGUAAAGUGAUGGGUUUAUUAAUUACACGGAAAAGUGAAAUGAUAUUUGAAUACCUGAAGAGUAAGAAAGACUUUGUGGGCAGUUUGUUAGAUCACAUCGGCACCUCAGCAAUAAUGGAUUUACUACUGCGAUUGAUCACUUGUAUAGAGCUGCCAGACGUGCGCAGAGCUGUGAUAGAUUGGUUGAAUGACCAACAUGUGGUCGAGCGGCUUGUAGCUAGCAUAGUCCCAUCAACAGAUGAAGAUAUUCACUGCAAUGCAGCCCAGUCACUCUGUGAUAUUGUACGUCUUGGAAGAGAACAAAUUAUUCAACUACAGGACUCCUCUGAUCCAGAUCCCUUGUUGGUUACAAUGGAGCUUGAGGAAACUGUGGCGCAGUUGUUAAAGAAUCUUCUGGACACUGAAAAGAAUGAGUCUGUGUUGGUGAAUGGGUUAUUUGUCAUACACACGCUUCUGGAGGUUCGGAAGCAAGGGACCGAGGGAGCAGCUGAACACAUGGCCGCUUUUGACACCGAACGUCUCACUCAGGGAGUCAACAGUGUGCUAGCAGCAAUAAGUCCAAGGUUAAAAGACUUUCACCAACUCUUGCUAGAGCCUCCAAAGCAACGUUUCUGUGCAAUGCCAACAACGUGUGGGACACUUGAACCCCCACUCGGCAACACACGUCUCCAGAUAGCCAAACUGGUCACAGCUCUUGUAUCCACAAACACACACUCUGUCAAUGUAGAACUAGCCAAUCUCGGGACCACGAGAAUUCUACUGGAUCUCUAUUUUAAGUAUGUGUGGAACAAUUUCUUACACACGCAAGUGGAGCAGUGUAUUAACACAAUACUCAAUAACGUUCCUGUAGAAGUGGAAAACAAGAAAGAAAAUCCUCUCUUAGUUCAACUAUUUUCAGAUUGUAAAAUAAUUCAGAGAUUACUUGAUGAGUGGGAAGAAAAUGAGCAACAACAAGCCCGAGAAGGCGGUAGAAGGCGAGGUUUUAUGGGACAUUUAACAAAAAUGGCUAACACACUAGUAUCAAGUUUAGAAAAGGGAGAAAAUGCAGAAUUUGUCAAAGAUUGUUUUAAUGAAACACCAGAAGAUUGUCGACAAAGGUGGGAAAGAUUUGUGUCGGGGACGUUAGCAGAAAUAAAUAAGAAGAACACAGUAGAAUUGAUACGAGGUCACCCAUUAGCUUCCAGCAGUGAAGAAGACGAUGGUGAUUUCAAAGACAUUCCUUUCCCUCAGGACACUGCCAUGCAACAGGCCUUCUCUGAUUACCAGCUGCAACAGAUGACAAGCAACUUCAUAGACCAGUUUGGCUUUAAUGAAGAGGAAUUGAUAGAACAGGAGGAAAAGAUUGAUUCACCGUUCAACGAGAGAAUAUCGAGUAUAGAUUUCAAUAUUCGGGCAAAUGAAGAAACGCAUCCGAGUUCCACCAUGUUUGAGCAGGCUGCCCAGGAGAAGAUCCAGCAGUUUGAUGACGACAGUGAGGAGGACAUCUGGGAAGAGAAACCUAUUUCUUUCGAUAAGACUGCUCAGCAAAACAGAUCAAGUAGGUUGUCAGGGGAGACAGCCCGCCACGAUAGUUCCGAGGAGGAUAGCACAGACAGCGAGGAAGAGAUCAACUCACCACAGAGGAUCACUCAGUGCCAACAAGCAGAGAAAAUGGAUGUUGAUGCUGGCUGGGCUAACUUUGAUGAUGUGCCGAUGGAGUCUGGUGAUGCUAUGGAGACAGGUGCUUCCUGGAGUCAGGACAGAUGGGCACAGCCAGCCAAACCAGCAGAAGCCAAUGGAGACAAUUGGGCAGACUUUUCCAGUGUGCAACGUCAAUACAAAGAACCUGUAAAUCCAAGAAGUUCUUCUCCAGUUGCCAUGGAUACAUCAGAAAACACAAGAGGUAGUGCUUAUGUGGUGCCUCAAGGGGGAAGCGACCUUGAAUCUGCCCUGAAAUCGCCACACACUGACCUUGACCUUGAGGAUGUGGAGAAUGAGGAGGAGAAAACAGAUACCAAAUCUUCAACUCCUAUUGCUACUUCUCAAUCACCACAAUCAUCCGAUAUCUCUCAGGACAAUCCGCCCCCUCCGCCUUCAACAAGUCCCCCACGUGAAAAUAAUAUUGAAGAAAGUGUUCGGCCUGAAGAAACUUCCAAACCCACACCCAAUAAGGUGAUAUCUGAAGAAUCAAGUCUGGACAAGAGCAAACAAGAUGAUAGGAGAAAAAAUGAAAUAUCUGAAGAAGAAGACAACCUGAAUGCAAACUAUAACUUCCUGGCAACCUCUGGUUUGAUCAAGUCCCCCACUCCAUCCUCCCCAUCUCCCCCUAGUGCCACACAACCCCCAGCCACAGACGAGGUGCAGGGUAACGGGCCCACACAAGAGCCAAGCACAGAUAAUGUAGACACAAAAGUUGAGGAGGCAAGAGCAAUGGCCAAAGAAGCCCUAGAGAACUAUAACAAAGGUGUGCCCGAUUCAUCUUCCAGUGUACCCAACGGCCCAGUUUGAGUCUGUGGCCCAAGUUAGAUAAAUAAGGAAACGAACACAUGCUAUGAGGCAGCUGCUUCUGUAUAUAAUGCCUUAUCAAAAACAGGGAUGCCUGUGAUAGCAGCCAGGCUUUUAACAGUUUUAAUCUUGUCCAUAAUGGCAAGCCAGUGUGUGUCCCGAUUCCCACCCAAAUGACCAUGCGACGACUCUUGUAGACCCCUCAUUGACAAAUGGCCAGCUCAAAGGACUCUGAUUUUAACCUCCAGAUAAAACUUUGUUGGCGUCGUCGGUAUGAUUACAGAUGGGCAUACAGCACUUGCGAUUCCUGUGAUGUUUUAGUUGUGCUAGCGAGAGAUGCAGAUAUUUGUUGGUCUUCAGUUGACAUCCAAGACUAGCAUCUGCCACAAUGUAUGUGAGUGAGAGAGUGAAUGAAUGUGUAACAAGAAUGCGUGGAUGGAGGGAGGACUGCCACGACGCUGUCAUGGUGCUUUUUAGAUAUGAUAAACAGACCUCCCUGCUGCAGAUGCAGGAACUCAGCAUCGGCAGGGGCGAGACCACAGCAAAAUCACAGUCCAAGAGUUACCCUUCUAUACCAACCUUGGUUGAUGCACUCAGCACUGGCAGACCUAGUGGUGUUUACCUACCACACUAAGUCAGCAUCGUUAUAAACAAAAUGUUCUGAAUGGAUUUUUUACAAAAAUGCUUGUCACUGGUAAAUUUAUAUUCACUAUGUUCUGCCAAUUUAUGCACAUUUAGAGCACUCCCAAUAUGCAUAUCAAUGAUAUUAAUUCUUGCAAAUCAUCUUGAUUGAAUGAUUGGCUUUUUGUAAUUGGUUCCCCAGUCUGUACAACUUCUGUGUAUGGAACAACACAUUCUACUGCUUAUGCAAGUGGUUUCGGAUUCUUUUCCCAUGUAUUUAGAAAUGGUAUGCAUACUUGAUUUCCCUAACUUUAGGUGGGGAUCUACUACGGUUUCAAUUAAAUCAAAAUGUAGCUGAUAUUUGUUAUCUGUACGGAACCUUUUGUCAAAUCAUAUCAGAAAGUUUAUCUUUACGAAGGUUUUGUGAUUCUGAUUUCCACAGCCAUAUUGUGUAUUUGUAUGCUUCUUGACAAACAAACUUACACACAUGGAAAGGUCAAAUUUGUUAUGUGUGUCACCUAUUUAUUGCCAUAUGUUCUGUUGACAGUGAAUUUAUGUGCUCCGAAGAUGCAUUAAUCGAUAGUGGUAGCAAAGGGUAAUCCAUCGUUUAUAAGGACAUGUAUAUUUUAAUAUUCUAUUUAAUUCACUUCAUGAAUCAUAAUUGCCAUAAUGCCUUUAGAAUUUUAGAAACGGCACUCAAUCUCUAACGUAAUUUUUUUGUGAGGGCAGUUGAAUUGUGAUAAUAUUUUACAUUGUAUCAGAUAGACAUUUUAUUUUCGUGAUUUUUGUCAACACCAAGACUCAAGUCACAUGCCUGUGUUAGGGGAGACAACUCUAUUAUUUUUUCACUGUAAUUGAAAAUAAAUAAUAUGUACAUUAUGGAGACAUUCAUGGUCUGUACUUUUGUGUUGUAUUCAAUAAUGCUCAGUAAUUGUCAGUCAGCUCAAGAUGGUAAUUUUCAUAAAGGUGUGAAAUUUCUUUCUUGAUGAAGAAAUAUUUGUUAUGCUUAAAUCAUGAUCUCGUAUUUCCAUUUUGUAUUCUCCGGCACAUGUUUUAAUUUUCACUUGGUAGACAGUCUUCCCUUUGCACACAAACUAGCAAUAUUUUAAGAAACUUAUGUUCCUAAUUUAUUUAUUGUGUUUAAACAGUAUAUAAGGCACAUGUUCACAAGAUACCAAAUGAUGUAUAUGUAAUAAGUUUGUAUUUGCAAUGUUGGAAAUGUAACCAGUCCAUCAUAAUCUCAUUUAUUUUCCCUCAAGUUUUCCUGUAAGUUACAUUUGUAAUUCCAAUCAUUGUCUGUGAAAACUGGAACUAAUGUAUUUGUUGAACAGCAUUUACCAAAUUAUAACAAAUGAUCAAGUGGCAAAUUUUGAAAUUAUUGCCAUGACCUGUUAUCGUGACUAGACCUGUUUUUCCUUCUCCUUUUUUUCACAAAACUACUUAUGGAUCUUAGAUAUAUGGAUUACUCCUGUUCAUUUUUUCCUAUUUAUGAAUCUGGAAUAUUGCUGUAAGUUUUGUUCUGAAUAUUCAUGUCCACAGACUUUGGCACAUACUUCGAAAAAUGUUUCUGUGCCUUUGAAUCUUCUUAGAUAAUUUGAUUUUGAAGUAUUUUAUACCAAUGCCCUCACUCUGCUCAUAGAUAAUCAUUUAUCAUGCAAGUGCUGAUCUGUAUAAUGUUGUAAAUAUUACUAAGUUUUAGAAGGAGAGUUUAUGUAAAAUACAUUACUUACAUUAUCCUAACAAAUUUGCAAGUUUCCAGUGGAACACUAACUAGGUAAUUGUUUUGUGAUACUUGUACAUACUGUUAUAUACAAAUCAGUGCAUUUUGUACAAGCAAGAAAUCUUGCCCUUAUAAGGCAUGUAAUAGUCAAUCCUGAAUGGUGAGACUGUGUGUAGCUACCGUAAUUGAUGGGAAUUGUUUACAUGGAGAUGUCUGUCUUUCCAUUCUUUCUUUACUGUAGCUCCUACACAAGAAUCCUUGCCAGUUUUACGUAUGUAUUGUGAUAAAACUUUCAGUUGAAUUCUGUUCAUGCUAAAAGCCUGUUUCAUGAAGCUGUCUCAGCUAGACUUAAGAGUGACUUGAGACAUUAGCUGUGAUUGCUCUUUGAAAUGGGAUCUUGGUUAUAUGUGCGCAUCACCAUCUUGCAGACUUGAUGCACUCUUUGAAGGCUUUUCUGUAGAAGUGCCAUCUGGAACCACAACUAGCAACCGAAAUACCCCAAGGUGCUUUCUAACAGCAUUGUCAUCCAUUACUGUAAGCAUUGCAGUUUAAUCACUACAUGUGUAUCACUUUGCUUUCCAAUGACCUACCAAUUGGCUAUUUGUUCUUACUACACUAUUGUAUGUGAAAAGGAGGAAGUGUAACGUGAGCGUAAAAGGUUCACAACGAUGUAAUUAAUUCAUCUUGAUGUGUUUUGAAGAGAAUGUAAUGUUUAAUGACCACCCCGAGCUCACGUUGAAACAUUGUUGUCCUAACACACUGUAGAAGAGCAUCAUGCACAUGGUAUGGGAUAAUGUUUAAUAUUGUUUGGAAAUAAUAUCAAAAAUAGAAAUGGCUAAUAUUAAAAUGUGAAAAUGAAUCUUUGCUGAUGUUAUUGUAAUUUCCGUUUAGCCUUCAAGGAACAUGGCAAUAACUGUACUUGAACUGAUUCUUUUCUUGCUUUUGUGAACCUCUUCAGGUCCAGCUUGCCAUUGAUGUUGUGCUAGUAGGGAUCAAGUCAUACAUCCCAUAUAGUUUACUACCUCACAGAAUUCACUGUGCAGUUGUCUUAACUAUGCUGUCAAUCACCCAAGAAUGCUGACAAGAACAUAUCUCUUAUGUUCCCUGAUUGCACUGCCAAGUAGGAACAAUUUCGACACCAUCUAGAAACAUCUUAUUGAACACUUCACUCUGGAACAGUUUCACAGGCAACUGUUAAAUGUAAUACAUAGGGUUUAUGAAGGAUGCAAAUGCUUGUGAAAUAUAUUCCAAUACCAAUUACUUUCCAUAAAUACAUGUCAAGAAGGGAAGGUCUUUCUUUUGUUCCGUUCAUGGCGUAAACUGCAAGUGGAAUACAGUGGUUGAAUAUUCUAGGCGUUAUUGAGGUCCUAUCCAGGCUUGUAGCUCUGGCAUAGAAAUAGUUACUCAUAGUCAGAGUUGUACUGUAUGUACUAUGGUUGUACUUAGCCUAAAGAUGUGCUGAAUGGGUGAAUUAUUGUCAUCAUUCAAUGUGUUCCGGCACAUAGCCAGUGAACAAAUCUAGGACUGACAAAAAUGUCUUUACCAUCUCACAAUUCAGUUUGAUGAGCAUUUUUAUGCAUUGAUAGGAUAGAGAUAAGUAGUCUUUGGAUCCUUUUUUUUUGACUAGUCAUGGGCUAGUGGCCUACUUUGUUCCUGGCAUUAUUAUUCUAUAUCCCCAAUAAACAUGUUCACUGAAGUAGGUCUAGAUUAUUCUGUAGAUUACUGGAAGUGGAAUGUACCUUAAAUAUCAUCACUAAAUCUAUGAAUGUUUCUCAGUGUUCAAAACGCAGAUAUCUUGUAAAACAACCGAUACGGAAAUACUCAUUAAAUCAUUUCACUGGGGGAAGCAAUUUAAUGUAUUAACAGCAUCAGACAUUUUUGUGACUUUGAAUACAAUGCUCAAAUUGUUCCGAUAAGAAGCAUCAUUGAAGUUUGAUCUCCAGUGAAAUCUUUGUAAGUUCACAUGUGUAUACCGGUAAUUGCAUCCUCAUGGCUGUCUCAGGCCGUUUGCUAACCUAACUCAUUCCUCGGUAACAUGUGCUGAUAAGGACUUCACAGAAUCAGCAACUUGUAUGCAUUAAACGAUUACACAGACAGUUUUUAGUUUGUUCAGUUAACUUGUGAAUGUCAUUGUGGAUGUUGUUAUAUCAUAACUUGAUACAAAUCAAACUGCCUGCUAAGUUUACUUGGCUAUGAUCUUGAUGUGACAAUUUACAGGGGGGAUAUGUAGAGAAAUCACGUUCUGAUCUGUUUUGGGUGUUGUCAUUUGUGAAAUUCAAAAUAUGAAUGGAAAGAAUAUAUCACAGAUACUGCCACAUUGUUAAGAUCCUGUGAAGUAUUUGCGUUUCAUAAUGAUUCUGAUUUGCAAUGGAAGCAUACCAUUUCUCAGAAGUAGCUAAUUUAUGUGGCUUCAUUUGCCUUUAAGGAUCACACUCCAUGGGCGAUAACAAGAUUUGAAAUUGAAGUGUGCUGGAUGAAGUAGAUCUGCUCAUGGACCCCCGGAAUAAGGCAGAAAGAAUCUUGACUUCAGUAUCAAUCCAUAUCAUUUACCAUUGAGAUGGACUAGUCAUGUAUUUUGAUUCUGUAUUAAGUGAUGAACCUGAUUGCCUAGAUCUUCUCCCUAUGAAAUCUGUCCGUCAAAAUAGCCACAAUGGAUCCAGUACCUGCUGUAGAUUAUGGGGGCCUGUCCCUCCUUAUUGAUGUGUUGUUUUGUCUGCUGUUGUUCAGUGUUUGUUGUUUUGUCAUUCAUGACGUCCCCAUCACUCCUGUAUGUAUUUGUGCAGAGUCCAUACACACACUAGUUUUGUUGACCUCAAAGAAUAUCUAAAAAUGAAAUAUUGUCAAUUCUGAAACUGAUCUGUCCUUAUAACAUGUCUGAUUUUGGAUACAACAUUAAUCGGUUACCUGAUCCAGUUUGUGUAGGUUUGUCCUUAGAUGCUUCUGUUUCCCUGAGCUGCUAUUCCAAGUGUGAUGUGCAUUUAUGAGCUGCUGUAUGACCAUUGAGGGAUUUUUGUGUAAGGUUACAAGUAGUUUCUAUUAUAUGUUUUACUUAUCGAGUUUCUAAUCAAAUUACAAGAAUGUGGGUCUUCAUUCAAGAAUAUAUUCUUUUGAAGUGUUGUUCAUAGAGUACCAUAGUUGAGUAGUAUAAAAUUAGGCCAAAGUAUUAGUCCAACAUGGUAAUAAUUUUGUGGUGAGCGAUUUUAGUUUUGACCUUGAAAUAGGGACCAAACCUUCCUGUAAUGCUACAAUACAAACUUCAGCAUUUCAGACUAAAUAUUCAAGUUGAUUAAAUAAAAAUCUAAGCUUAUAGCUUUACUGGAAGUGAAGCGUAACAUGCAAUUUUAUUUGUGUUGAUCAAUAGAUGCAAAGUUGAAAAUUUAUGGUUCAUUUUACAUCUUUGUCCACCAAGUCCCCUUCCAUCCUAAAGCCCAGUGCUCCCCCAUCCACAGAUCAACAUUCUGUCAUAGUAUUUUUAGAAGCUUGUUUCCCAUCCAGUGGGAAACUUAAACCUUUUAGAUAAUGUGAUUUUUAGAUGUAAAUAUUCCAGAUGUACAAAUGUAUAAUUGAUUUGAUUGGAGACAUAUCUGUGUUUAUGGAAAUGUAUUAGGCCUAUAACGUACAUUGAUAUGUGCCAAAACAUAGUUGCUUUACAUUUUCGUUUUGACUCACAAGCUAUAUAUCUAUUUUAUGAUGAAGACUGAAGCUGUCUCCAUGGUGACACAUUCAGACCUAGGAUAUGCAGUUAAUGAACUUUCUACCUUGCCCAGGUGAAUCGCAUCCCGAGCCCUGCUGUUGUUAAUGUAUGCAGAUUAAUGAUAUUGUAUAGAUACAUAUAUAUUAAAAUACUGUACAGAGGUGUACAGUGGUUCACAGUAAGUUCAUUGUAAGUCAUAAUAACUAAUUUUCUAUGUGAAGAGAUGUGUAUUUUAGGGUGAAGGUAGAGGCAUACUCUCACAGUGCUGCAUGAAAAACACUUCGUAGUUUGUGGACAAUGACUUUGUGUACAGAAUCAUUUGUGUAUUCCCUAACAGUGCAGGGUGUGAGAUACAGAGACAAAGGCUGUUGAUUGACAGUAUUUAUAAAUAAAUUAUAAAAAUUGA